AUGGCUCCCAUCUCCAUACACGACACAUCGAAAUCCCUUCUCGAUGCAUCCCCAAGCUCUCCGGAAUUCAUUAUAAAGAAGCCCCACGACGAAUCGAGACUCCGUCCCAAGCAAUGGCAGCGCGACGUGACCUCGUCUCCCGCAGCCACCAUGUCAGCCUCCAGCAGCGCUGCGAACCGACGCAUCAUCCGAACCUACUCGAAGCGAAACGCAUCCGCUCUCGCCGAGCCGCCCGCUAAGAGACAAAGGAGCGAGUCUGCGGCCCCCAUGACCGAUCCCACACCACCCCCGCCUCCGGCUCCAGCCGUUGUCGUACCAAAGAAGAUGGCUGGGGCCGGCCAGCUCGCCAUUGAUAGUUAUUUCUCUUCGGCAAACUCUUCGGCAAACUCUUGGGCGCGUGCUUCAAAGCCCUCGAGUGACGUUGCGAGACUGUCCUCAGGCUCUGUGUCGGAUGAGGCGGCCCCAUCGCCCCCAUCGUCACCACCCAUGAGGAAAUGGACGAGUCCGAGGCGGCUCAAGAUUCGGCCGUCCCUCACACCCAUCUCAGCAGAGGAGGACAACAAAAAGAAGGCCGUUUCGGAAGACGAGGACGAAGGCUCGAGAAGAGGCGCUUUGGACAGUUUCUUCAAGCCGAGGAUAGCAAAUGCCGAGUCGAAAGAAGAAACCACCUCCCAGGCCACGAGACGAGCCAGCCGGCGAAACAAGGAUUUACCGCGAGACGUUGUCAGCUCCCCGCCUGCCCAGACGCCGGAGACCGCUACGCCAGUCUACAAUAUGCCCUACUCCUUUUAUGUAAAUGCCGCCAAAGCGGCCGCCGCUGCUGCUGCCGCCCCGGAGCCUGCCUCCACCCAGAGAACAGCCCCUGGCGCGAAGACAGUGCAAACGACCUUGAAUAUCUCCGCAAAGCUGCCGUUCAAAGAGUGCAGGAUCUGCGAUACCGUUUAUAACCCGCUCCACCCCGCCGACGUGAAGUUGCAUCAAACCCGCCACGCCAAGGCUACAGGGGAAGGAACGGGGUCGGAGACGAGGAGGACCAGGACAAGGCAGAGGUUGUUGUAG
This is a messenger RNA of Parascedosporium putredinis, 1059 nucleotides long. The record is from the annotation of a GenBank genome assembly. Lineage: Eukaryota; Fungi; Ascomycota; Sordariomycetes; Microascales; Microascaceae.